This is a messenger RNA of Giardia duodenalis, 1155 nucleotides long. RefSeq lists its product as uncharacterized. NCBI's taxonomy places the organism in Eukaryota, Fornicata, Diplomonadida, Hexamitidae. Bases 1 to 1155 code for a protein of 384 amino acids. The transcript has a single exon. The record is from RefSeq and is a predicted model, not a curated record.
AUGGGCGAAACGGAUAUUUUGCCAUCACGGCAGGCUUCCCCAAGGGCGAGUGCAGAAGCCUCUGCGCAGCUCUAUAAGCCGUGGGAGUACUUGAAACGCGCACAGGCCCUCCAGCCGAACCUACAAGAGACCAGCCCGUGUCAGCGAGGGCCUUACAAUCUAGCCUCCGAGGAUCCCGGAGACAGAAUACCCCUGUCUAAACAUGAUCGGCUAGUGACAAGCCCGCAGAAAAUCGAUGAUGCAGACGGGGUCGCGCUUCCGGUUCUCCGUCAACCGCCUUCCGUCAAGGAAGGUGUGGCUGGGCGGUCUAAGAAGCGAUCUUCCAGCUUGGCUACAGUACGGGCUACAGCCGGAACUGCCGACUACUCCUCAGCAGAGCCUCGCAGCGGUAAGCGUGCGCCUUACCAGAACCUAAACCCCAUUCGGUAUCGACUUUUCCUUGACCAACUAUCGUUCCGCAAGAAGACGAACAGUGUUCCAGAGCCCAGCCUGCUCUUGUCUCCACUCGAAACCAGCCUUCUCUCCAACGACAAGCAAAGACUCCCCGCCGCAAAGCCAUGGAUUGGAUUCCGCUACAACCUGAAACGAUCGGAUCCGGUAGUCUUCUCCCCUGUUCUCGUCACUAACAGUGAUUUAUUGGAUUAUGACGGCGCCCCUAGCCUGGCAGACUCACAUCGAUAUAAGAUGUUCACUCAGAGCGGGAGCAAAUCCAUGACAGUCAGCGCUCCGGUCCUGCAGACGACUCCCUUAAACUCCUCAACUAUCCUUUCUAAGGCUGAUGAGUCUCUUCUCUGUGGCUAUAACACCAUUAGUGCAUGCAAGAAAAUGCUUGCGCGGUCAUUUUCCAAGCGAUCCUCCAGUACAGUCACCCACCGAAGCCUGUCUACCGGUCUAGCAGACGCAGAACAGACCAAGAGUACGACCAACAGCCCGUACGACUCAAUUUUGCUGGAAUUUGCAGACGAUGUUGUUCCAUUUGCUGAAUCAUCCAAUCACACUCCUCACCAACGGGCCCUAAUCAAGGCUCAAGAGCAGCGAAUACAACACCUAGUAGAUACGCAGCCCGAUGUGCUAGCAGAGGCCGAGCCCCCCUCCUUUGCCAGCUACUACGUGCGAUCAAGAAGGGGGUCCACGGGGAUCAACAGCGUAAGUUAG